This is a messenger RNA of Centruroides sculpturatus (bark scorpion), 4285 nucleotides long. RefSeq names its product spectrin beta chain-like. The transcript has 33 exons. Gene Ontology annotation, biological process: actin cytoskeleton organization. Gene Ontology annotation, molecular function: actin filament binding. The record is from RefSeq and is a predicted model, not a curated record. Lineage: Eukaryota; Metazoa; Arthropoda; Arachnida; Scorpiones; Buthidae. Bases 59 to 4285 code for a protein of 1408 amino acids. Gene Ontology annotation, cellular component: plasma membrane; cortical actin cytoskeleton; cell junction.
UAUCAUCUAUCUAUUGUUCUUUAGUAUUAAGUUAUAUGGCCGUUUCCUUACCUAUACCAUGUAUUCGAAUAAGAGUAAUGCUAACAGAUCCUACGCGAUGAUAUCUCAAAGACAAAGCGCAAUAAAUUUCGAAACCGAGAGGAUUGAAGCUCUUCAAAGGGAAAGAUUAUACAUCCAAAAGAAAACAUUCACAAAAUGGAUGAAUUCAUUCCUUCAAAAGGCUCGGAUGGAGGUGGAUGAUUUAUUUACUGAUUUAGCCGAUGGCAAGAAAUUAUUGAAAUUAUUAGAAAUUAUAUCUGGAGAAAAACUUGGUAAACCAAAUCAUGGAAGAAUGAGAUUUCACAAAAUUGAAAAUGUCAAUAAAAGUUUAGCAUUUCUCCACACAAAGGUACGGUUAGAAAGUAUAGGUGCAGAAGACAUUGUCGAUGGAAAUCCACGGUUGAUACUAGGAUUAAUAUGGACCAUUAUUCUUAGGUUUCAAAUUCAAGAUAUUGAAAUCAAUGAAAAUGAAGAUGAUGAAAGCAGUGAAAAGAAAUCUGCAAAAGAUGCUUUAUUGUUAUGGUGUCAGAGGAAAACUAGUGGAUAUCCUGGAGUCAAUAUUCAAGAUUUCACUGUUAGUUGGAGAAAUGGUUUAGGAUUUAAUGCUCUCAUACAUUCUCAUAGACCUGAUCUAAUUAACUAUUCUUCUUUAAAUCCAUACGAUCACUUGGGAAAUCUAAACAAUGCAUUUGAUGUUGCUCAGCAAGAGUUGGGAAUUCCCCGACUUCUUGAUGCUGAAGAUUGGCAUGCUCAGUCUCCAGAUUUCUUGCCCAUUCAGCAUUUAUGGAACAAGAUUGGACACCAGAUUCAACCAUCAAUGAUCUUUAGGGAUUUGGAGCAGCAGUUACAACAUCUGUGGAUUGUUGGACAAAUGAUGGAGACUGACAGGCUUAAAAAUAAUUAUGAGCAUUUCUCAAGCAAUCUAUUGGAUUGGAUCAAAUUAAAAAUUCAUGAGCUUGAUAAUCGUAAUUUUCCAAAUUCGCUUGAAGGAAUUCAAAGAGAAUUAUUGAAAUUUAAAGAAUAUAGAACAAUAGAAAAACCACCUAAAUAUAAAGAACGCAGUGAAAUAGAAGCAUUACUAUUCUCAAUUCAAACAAAAAUGAAAGCUCUAGGACAACCACUUUACGUUCCUCCAGAAGGAAAACUUGUUCACGAUAUUGAAAAAGCAUGGGAUGAAUUAGAAAAGGCAGAACAUAGACGUGAAGUAGCUCUUAGAGAAGAACUUCUUCGACACGAAAAACUAGAAAAUUUAGCAUACAGAUUUGAAAGAAAGAGUUUCCUAAGAGAAGGAUACUUAAAAGAGAUGAUUCAGGUGUUGUCAGAUCCUCGAUACGGCAGUAAUCUAACACAGGUUGAAGCAACAAUGAAGAAACAUGAAGCGAUUAGUGCAGACAUUUUAGCUAGAGAAGAACGGUUUAAGAAUUUAGCAAUAAUGGCUGAUGAGUUAGUAAGAGAAAAUUAUCAUAGUAAAGAAAGAAUCAAGAAAAGAGAACAAGAAAUAAUGGAACGAUGGAAUUAUUUAUUGGAGUUACUUAAGAAACAUCGUAUAACGUUGACUAACUUUAGUAAUUUGAUGAGCAUGUUAAGAGAAAUUGAUACUAUUACUGCAGAAAUUAGAUCAACUGAGGGUGGUUUUUAUUCUGAUGAUUAUGGACGUCAUUUGUUAUCUGUUGAAGAUUUAUUACAGAAACAUAGUCUAGUGGAGGCACAAAUUAUAUCUCAGGGAGAUACAAUAAAUAAGUUAAAUAAACAGGCUCAAAAAUUUGUCCAUGAAGGUCAUAAGGAAGCUCCAGUUUUACAAAAAAGACUUGAAAAAUUAAAUGAUGAAUAUAAUAAUCUUUUACAAUUAGCAAAAGCCCGAAAAGAUAAACUAGAGGAAUCCAGAGUCUAUUUCCAAUUUGUUCAAGAUCAUGAGGAAGAAGAGGCAUGGGUGAUAGAAAGGCAACGAAUUUGUAAAGCUGUUGUACCAGGAAGAGAUCUUCAAGGAGCUCUUUCAUUACAACAAAAACAUAAAGCAUUAGAAGCAGAAAUUAAAACAAGACUACCUAGAGCUCAGAAAGUAUCAGAAGCUGGAGAAAAAUUAAUAAAUAAUAAUCAUCCCGAGAAACAAGAUGUAAGAAGAAGAGUUGAUGAUUUAAAAAGUCAAUGGGAAUAUUUACAUGAAUUAUGGGCUGCAAAAAAUAAACAAUUAGAGGAUGCUUCUGAAGCUUAUCAGUAUCAUGCUGACGCCAAUGAAGCAGAAUCCUGGAUACGAGAGAAACGACAAUUAGUUUCCAGCAAAGAUUAUGGAAAAGAUGAACCAAGUGCUCAAGCACUUCUUCAACGUCACAGUCGUUUAGAAAGUGAAAUAAAAGCAUAUGAUUCAGAUAUAAAAAGACUCAAUGAUCAAGCACAAAGAAUGAUAGAAUUAGGAAUUUCAAUAUUAUAUCCAGUGGAUUCAUUUGUUGAAGAACCUGAAGUAGAUGAAUGGAUUGAAGAAGUUGUCAUGGUUCCAACUGAAGAAUUUGUUGAUGAAAUAGUUGAAAAGGAGGUUCUUCGUGAUGUUAUUGAUGAAAGGAAAAUUCCACAAGUUCGUGCACUCUAUCCUUUUUCAGGUCAUGGAAUGGAAAUACAGAGAGGAGAGGUAAUGAUAUUAAUUCACGAAACAAAUGCUGAUUGGUGGAAUGUCAGAAAAGCAAAUGGACAAGAUGGUUUUGUUCCUGCAAAUUAUGUUAAAUUAGUUGAGCCAAAAAUAGUAAGAAAAGUUGUAAAACAACCAGUAAAAGUUCCUGAGAAACAACGAGUUAAGAAGACUGUAUUAAAAAAGAAAGUCAUUAAGAGGAAAAAAGAUAAAUCUCCUGAGAUAAAAAGGACAUUAUCUAGAUCAUCUAGUAAACCCGAAGAAGGAGAAAAUGUAAAAGAACGUCAGAAUGUAAUCAAUGUAGCUUAUGAACAUCUUGUUAAAUUGUCACAGGAGAGACGUUUAUAUUUAGAAGAUGCAAUAUGUCUUUUUGGUUUCUAUAGAGAAUGUGAUGAUUUUGAAGCUUGGAUGAAAGAUAAGGAAAAAAUGUUAACUACAGAAGAUCCUAAUGAUAGUGUAGAAGUCAUGAAGAAAAAGUUUGAGAAUUUCCUUACAGAUCUUUCUGCUAGUUGUAGAAGAAUUGAUGAUAUUGAUUGUAUGGUUAAUGAAUUUGUACAGAAUCAUCAUAGCCAACUUAAUGCUAUCAAAACAAGACAGAAACAAAUCCAUGAUCGGUGGAGUAAAUUAAAUAAAUUAAAGAUAGAUAAAGAAAGAAGUUUAGAAGGUGCAACAAGUGUUGAAUUAUUUAAUCGGACAUGUGACGAUGCCUACGAAUGGAUGAUGGAAAAAUUGAACAAAAUGGAUGUUGAUGAUUUAGGACGUGACAUGAAAACAGUACAAGCAUUACAAAGAAAACAUCAAAAUUUAGAAAGAGAACUUGCCCCAGUUGGAGAAAAAUUUAAUCGAGUAAAUUUAUUGGCUGAUUCAGUAAAAGCAUCAUAUCCAAACGAAACAGCAAAUGUUGCAGCCAGACAAAAGCAAUUGCAAGAAAUGUGGGACAAAGUUAAGGCCAAGGCUGCAGAAAGAAGAGCAAGAUUAGAUGAUUCUAUGGGAUUACAGAUUUUCAAAAACAGUACAAAAAGUUUGGUAUGGAAUUUAAUUUUUUUAAAUAAAAUAAAUUCAAAAUAUCUAAUUAUUCAUAUGCCAAGGCUGCAGAAAGAAGAGCAAGAUUUGAUGAUUCUAUGGGAUUACAGAUUUUCAAAAACAGUACAAAAAACAACUCUUGACGACGUUGAAGCUUUAUUGAAACGACAUGAAAAUUUUAUCAACACACUUUUAGCUCAAGAUGAAAGAUUACGAUUGUUUAGUGAGAUGGCUGACAAACUUAUUGCUGCAAAACAUUAUGAUAGCAAAUACAUUGGUGAAAGACGUCAUCAGGUAUUAUCUAGAAGACAGUCUGUUAAAGAAAAGGCUCAUCAGAGAAAACAAAUUCUCUUGGCUUCUCAUGCGUAUCAGGAAUUCCGAGCAGAUGCAAAUGAGUUGACUGCAUGGAUACAAGAAAAAUUAAAGACUGCUUCAGAUGAAUCAUACAGAGAUCUAACAAAUUUGGAAAGAAAGUUGCAACGCCAUGAAGCUUUUGAAGCCGAAUUGAAAGCAAAUGAGAAAAGAUUAGAUUCGAUUAAUUCUGGUCCUGCUGCUACACAGUGGCAAUUUGAACCUCCACUGCUACAUGGUCUAGGUUAUUAA